GCGCGCCCCCCUCUCCUGCUAGGCCCCGCCCGCGCCCGCAAUGGCCCUCCGCCCCGGCUCGGGGCGCGAGGUCCCGUGCACUGACCACUGACCGACGCCCCCAUUUCUGCUCCCGCCUCCCUGCCGGCCAGCACCAUGGGAUGCAAUAUGUGCGUGGUCCAGAAACCGGAGGAGCAGUACAAAGUGAUGCUUCAGGUGAACGGGAAGGAGCUCUCCAAGCUGUCUCAGGAGCAGACGCUGGAGGCCCUUCGCACCUCCAAGGAGCCCCUGGUCAUCCAGGUGCUGAGACGAAGCCCCCGCCUGCGGGGUGACAGCUCCUGCCAUGACCUUCAGCUGGUGGACAGUGGCACUCAGACCGACAUCACCUUUGAGCACAUCAUGGCGCUGGGCAAGCUGCGCCCGCCUUCCCCGCCCACAGGCAUCCUGGAGCCGUACGUCCUGUCUGAGCUCACCCCCAUCAGCCAUGAGUAUUAUGACCCAGCGGAAUUUAUGGAGGGCAGCCCGCAGGAGGUAGACCGCAUGGACGAGCUGGAGUAUGAGGAGGUGGAGCUUUAUAAAAGCAGCCACCGAGACAAGCUGGGUCUGAUGGUGUGCUACCGCACGGACGACGAGGAGGACCUGGGCAUCUAUGUUGGAGAGGUGAAUCCCAACAGCAUAGCAGCCAAAGACGGCCGGAUUCGUGAGGGGGAUCGCAUCAUCCAGAUUAAUGGCAUGGACGUCCAGAAUCGAGAAGAGGCAGUGGCCAUCCUGAGCCAGGAGGAGAACACCAACAUCUCCUUGCUGGUGGCACGGCCUGAGAGCCAGCUGGCAAAGCGGUGGAAGGACAGCGACCGGGAUGACUUCCUGGAUGACUUUGGCUCUGAAAAUGAGGGGGACCUGGGCGCUCGGAAGCUGAAGUCACCCCCUGCCCAGCAGCCCGGAAAGGAAGAAGACAAGGGAGCUCCAGAAGCAGGCCCGGCUUUGAGCAACAGCCAGGAGCUGGACAGUGGGGUAGGCCGGACAGAUGAGAGCACGCGCAACGAAGAGAGCUCGGAGCAUGACUUGCUGGGUGAUGAGCCUCCCAGUGCCACCAACACCCCUGGGACCCUGCGCAAAUUCAGCCUGCAAGGGGACUUGCACUUCAGCAUGGACUCGCUGCUGGUAGAGGGUGCGGCGCUGGGUGCAGGGGACGUGCCUGGCCUCACCGACGAGGAGUAUGAUCGCUACCGGGAACUGCUGGAGAUCAAGUGCCACCUGGAGAACGGCAACCAGCUGGGCCUCCUCUUCGCGCGGGCCUCGGCGGGCAACAGUGCCCUGGAUGUCAACCGCAACGAGAGCCUGGGCCACGAGAUGGCCAUGCUGGAGGAGGAGCUGAGGCACCUGGAGUUCAAGUGCCGCAACAUCCUGCGCGCGCAGAAGAUGCAGCAGCUGCGGGAGCGGUGCAUGAAGGCCUGGCUGCUGGAGGAGGAGAGCCUCUACGAUCUGGCGGCUGGUGAGCCCAAGAAGCAUGAGCUGUCUGACAUCUCUGAGCUGCCCGAAAAGUCCGACAAGGACAGCACCAGCGCCUACAACACGGGGGAGAGCUGCCGCAGCACCCCACUUCUCGUGGAGCCCCUGCCUGAGAGCCCCCUGAAGCGGGCUGUCACCACCGCUGCUGGCAACUCCAAUUUGAACCGGACCCUCCCUGGUCCCCCCAUCACCAGUCCCCCCAAGGCAACCCCCACACCAGGGAGCCCUGCGAAGUUCCGAUCCCUCUCCCGGGACGCUGAGGCAGGCCGGAGGCAGCACGCGGAGGAGCGUGUCCGCCGUGGCCCCAAGACUGGGGUGACCCUGGAGCGGGUUGGCCCAGAAGGCAGCCCUUACCUGUCUCGACGCCAGCGUGGCCAGGGCCAAGAGGGUGAGCACUACCACAGCUGUGUGCAGCUGGCUCCACCACGCAGCCUGGAGGAGCUGAGCCACAGCACCUUGGGCCUGGCUGGUGGUCCCCGGGUGGGCGGCGUGGCAGCUGCAGCUGAGGCACCUCGCAUGGAGUGGAAAGUGAAGGUGCGCAGCGACGGCACUCGCUACGUGGCCAAGAGGCCAGUGCGAGACCGGCUGCUGAAGGCCCGGGCCCUGAAGAUCCGGGAGGAGCGCAGUGGCAUGACUACCGAUGAUGAUGCAGUGAGUGAGAUGAAGAUGGGCCGCUACUGGAGCAAGGAGGAGCGCAAGCAGCACCUGAUCCGCGCGCGCGAGCAGCGGAAGCGCCGCGAGUUCAUGAUGCAGAGCCGGCUGGAGUGCCUGCGGGAGCAGCAGAGUGGCGACAGCAAGCCCGAGCUCAACAUCAUUGCGCUGAGCCACCGCAAGACCAUGAAGAAGCGGAACAAGAAGAUCCUAGACAACUGGAUCACCAUCCAGGAGAUGCUGGCCCAUGGCGCACGCUCAGCAGAUGGCAAGCGGGUCUACAACCCUCUGCUGUCUGUUACCACGGUCUGAGCCACCCCAGCAGCCCUCGGCUUCCCUGAGUCUGGUGUGUGUGUGUGUGUGCGC
Molecule: messenger RNA, 2505 nt
Organism: Octodon degus (degu)
Lineage: Eukaryota; Metazoa; Chordata; Mammalia; Rodentia; Octodontidae
Gene: Pdzd4
Product: PDZ domain containing 4
Exons: 8
Coding region: 136-2451 (771 amino acids)
Molecular function (GO): protein binding
Source: RefSeq, a predicted model, not a curated record